UUGUGUCAUGAACCAAAGAAACAAAGACAGUGAGGGAGAGGAGAGAGGCAGUGAGCUGUGGUCGUCAAAUAUGCAAAGAAGCAGAUGAACACGGGAAACGCUGAAGAAAGACGCGGCCAGUUUGAAGAUUAGGAUCACAGUGUUUUAUUAGAUCUCCAGAAAUUCAGCGGUUUUCCGUCACACUUCCAAGAAGGCACCUGUGGUGGCCUGAGAGGAGUUGCACUUUUCUCUCAAGACUGAGGAUAGGGCUGAGUGGCGGCCAUGGGCUCCUGGAUGUGGGGCUUCGUUACCGACUUGUUCACCUACGAGACCACCAAGUCUGUGGUGGUCAAGAGCUGGUCUGUGGGGAUCAUCAACCGGAUCGCACAGCUGCUCAUCAUCGCGUAUUUUGUCGGCUGGGUCUUCAUUCACGAGAAAGCUUAUCAGGAGAUCGACACCGGCAUAGAGUCGUCCGUAAUGACCAAAGUAAAAGGCUUUGGUUACCAUCAUGACCAGGUGAUGGACGUGGCCGACUAUAUCUUCCCCCCUCAGGGUGCAGGUGUUUUCUGCAUCUUAACCAAACUGAUCAUCACCGGAAAUCAGUUCCAAGGACGAUGUCCAGAGACUGAUUACUAUAAGUGCGAUACAGAUGAAGACUGCCACAAGCAUUAUGGCUCCAUCCUUGCCCAUGGUGUGAUAACAGGUGCUUGCCUUAAAGACUCCAAUGAGACAGAGGGUCGGUGUGAGAUCGAAGGAUGGUGCCCGGCCGAGGAUGAAAAGCCUGACAUCAAACCAAUGCUGGACGUGAAAAACUUCACCAUCUUCAUCAAAAACAGCGUCCGCUUCCCGCUCUUUGAUGUCACCAGAGGGAACUUUCCCUCCACGAUGACAUCCAAACAGAUCAGGAGCUGUACCUACCAUCCGCAGGACCAACCCUUCUGUCCCAUCUUCCGCGUCGCUGAUGUGCUGAACUUCACUGGCCAGAAUGUGGCUGCCCUGUCAGACAAGGGUGGAGAAAUAGGAAUAAACAUUGAGUGGAAGUGUAACUUUGACCUAGACGUCGAGAAGUGUCAACCAAAGUACUCCUUUACUCGGCUGGACGCUCCAUUUGCCAAGAAUGCUGUUUCCAAAGGGUACAACUUCAGGUUUGCCAAAUAUUUCAAGACACAGAAUGGGACUGAAUUUCGGACUCUUUACAAAGCGUAUGCUAUCCGCUUCGAUGUUAUGGUCUCUGGCAAUGCGGGAAAGUUUGCCACAGUUCCAACACUGAUCAACUUAGUCGCUGCCUUCACCUCUAUUGGGCUGGGUACAGUUCUCUGUGAUAUUAUCUUGCUGAACUGCUUGAAAGGAGCAGAACAGUACAAAGCUAAGAAGUUUGAAGAGGUGUCAGAUGCUCAGAUAGAAGCAUCCCUGGCUCCGAGCCCAGGCAGCCAGCUGUCACUUAAACCAGGGUUAAAGAGCUCCUAUGACUCCGGAGCCAUUUCCCUCUCCACCGCUGACCUACCUGUCUGACGAACAACAACAAGACGAAGAAAUGGACGUUCCCCCCUCCCUUCUCUUUCCCUUAUUGCAUUGACAUAAGAACAUUAUAUCUUAACCGGCUGAUCCUAUAAUCAGUAUUAGUUUGUCAAGUAGAGUAAAGAAGCACAACGUACCUACCAUUGGUUGCCAUGUAUUUCAUAAUAAUAGCCAGCUAUUAUUACUACAAUGGAGCCACUUGGUCAAUACACUCAGGACAAAUAUGUUCAACACCUAUGAAACUCAGUCAAUUUAAGCUCUCAACCAUGUAACUGGAGCUCUGUUAAAACAGUGUUAGAUUUGGAGUGAAAUGUACAGAAAUAAAAAUGAUAUUUUAUGGUAAACGGUUUCAUUUUACCAGAUAUUUUACAACAUCUUAACUACAGUAAUCUGUAACCUCCUGUUUGACAGCUAAAAAUAAAUAACCCUUUCGAUAGUAUUCCUUCACAUUUAGUCAGCCGAGACAGGAAAAUGAGAAUCAUUACUGGAACCAAGGCUGAGAAUAAAUAAUGAGAAUAAACUAUUUGCAUAAGAUACUUCUUUGUCAUCACCAAAUCUAUUUGUUCACAAAUUAAAGUCUCCUAAUGGUGUACAUUGGUGUGUGUGUGUGUGUGUGUGUGUGUGUUUUGAGGUCUACAAAUGGGCCAUUAUUAGUCCACCUCUGGGCAAAGUAGCGCAGUGGGAAAUACAAUGGUGCAGCCUAAUGGACCAAUGAAAGCAUUCCUUUAUUUAGAACGAGAAAUAUGAUUUUCUGUAGACUGUCCAGGGUUUGUACGCCGCCUCUCGCCUGAGGACAACUGGAAUCAGCUCCAGCCCCACCACGACCCUCGUAGUUAUAGAAGAUGAGUAUGAGAAUACGAUUUUCCUCUUUGUGUUUAUUACAGUGAUUUACUUUCAGAUCUUUACACACUUUUCUGUAUAUUUUUAAUUUAGUUUCCCUCCCCCCAUCUUCACAUUUCACUAUAACUGUAACGGGUCAGACAGAGCCCCUGAAUGGUUCUGAGCGAGGGGAUUUAGAGCAGCUUCAUGUGCACAUUUAAUCACACAGUUUUGUAACUGUGAAAGAAUUUGCAGAUUAGAAUAAGAAGGGAUCUAUAUCACUGAACAUUUCAUGUAGAGGGGUUGAUAAAAUGGGGGUGUUCACAGACUCUCUCAAAGAUAACAAGAUGGUCAGGAGGCAACUUAAGAUAGAGUGGAAAUGCGGACACCGCUCUUAAUUGUAACAAAUGUUCACGUUAACACAAAGAAUCGGGAAAAGGGACAGUCACUACCUGGGUUUAGGUCGGGGUUAACAUAACCUGUGGUGUUGCAGGACUUCUCCUUAGCCUGGAUUAAACGGUCAUCCAAUCAAACAAAACAAGGCAAAUGAGCACAUUUCAAAAAUACUAUUCCUUUAAUAUUAGUCUUAGCCUCGGUUUCCCAUGUAGCCACGUGGAAACAUAACUGAAGCAACAAUAAAAACUUCACAGCAAGAGUAAAAAGUACGUUGCAAGAAGAUACUCAGUGCUAAGGUGCUUCUGUCCGACCCCAACGGACGAGUCAAACACAGCUAUUGAGAAACUGCCAGUUGAUUUCAGCUUCAGCUCACAUGUCUUCCCUCCUCUGCGGUUAGUUUCCCGCGAUGGCCAGCCAGGGAGCCAUUACCAAGAGACAGGAUAUGGGAAGUUUAGAAUGGGAAGUCUGCUGCCGUCCACUGUGGGACUAAAGGGCUCAAGGCAGCAGUGUCUGAAGUGGGAUGAGAGUCAAUAAAACACAUGGCAGUGCUUUGAAUGUCCAAAAAGAAAUCUUUCCAGCACGCUUGCUGCGUUCGCUGCAGAAAAAAAUACUUAUCUCAGCAUUGCAUUCAGUUGCUUUGUAAGUCUUAAACUCAACACUUUUAGAAGAUAAUCCCCAGAAUGUGAGUUUAGGAUGCAAUCCAGCUUUUACUGUAAUAUUAUUGCUCUUGAUACAAUUUGUCAAAGUACUGUCGCUUUCAAAAAUAGAGGAAUCUGCAUUUGCGACAUACUAUCUAUACUAAUUUGAUUAUGGUU
Molecule: messenger RNA, 3527 nt
Organism: Mugil cephalus (flathead mullet)
Lineage: Eukaryota; Metazoa; Chordata; Actinopteri; Mugiliformes; Mugilidae
Gene: p2rx3a
Product: purinergic receptor P2X, ligand-gated ion channel, 3a
Exons: 12
Coding region: 262-1491 (409 amino acids)
Biological process (GO): response to ATP; monoatomic cation transmembrane transport
Cellular component (GO): plasma membrane; nuclear inner membrane
Molecular function (GO): ATP binding; purinergic nucleotide receptor activity; extracellularly ATP-gated monoatomic cation channel activity
Source: RefSeq, a predicted model, not a curated record